CCAUUUUUUGGACCAAGUCUGAGCGACCCAUUUCAUUUUAUUCGUAGGUAAACUCUUUCUUCAUGUCUGGUCAACGCUUUCCGACCAAUUAAACCCCCGAUUUGUUCAGAGAAUCAUUUCUGUUCAUCAAUGGCUUGCUUCUCUUCCUUCCGCAGUUCCUCAAGUGGAUUUCAGCGUUUUCAGGGUGUGGAUCCUCCAGUUCAUACCAUAAGAUCCCAUGGAGCCAAUGUUGCUAAGAAUCAUUUGCUUGAUUGGCUGAUUCUGCUGAUUCUUGUCGUGGUUGAAGUGAUUUUGGUCUCUGUUCAUCCGUUUUAUCGCUAUGUCGGGAAGGACAUGAUGACAGAUCUUAGGUUUCCUUUUAAGGAUAAUACUGUUCCUGUCUGGUCUGUCCCUUUGUAUGCUGUUAUACUACCUGUUUUGAUAUUCUUGAUCGUUUAUAUACGACGACGAGACGUCUAUGAUUUGCAUCAUGCCGUUUUAGGGCUUUUGUUUUCGGUGUUGAUCACUGCUAUUAUCACUGAUGCUAUUAAGAAUGGCGUUGGUCGACCUCGACCGAACUUCUUUUGGCGUUGCUUUCCUGAUGGAAUAGAGGCAUACGACCGAACAGGAAACGUGAUAUGUCACGGGAAAGAGAGUGAAAUAAGGGAAGGACACAAGAGUUUCCCAAGUGGCCAUACUUCAUGGUCGUUUGCGGGCUUAGGAUUUCUAGCCUUUUACAUAUCAGGAAAAAUCCAAGCAUUUGAUGGGAGAGGUCAUGUAGCAAAACUUUGCCUGGUGUUUCUCCCUUUGCUUGGUGCUGCACUUGUUGGAGUUUCUAGAGUGGAUGAUUAUUGGCACCAUUGGCAAGAUAUCUUUGCUGGAGCCAUUAUAGGAUUGGUUGUUUCUGGAUUUUGCUACCUUCAGUUCUUCCCACCUCCCUAUAGUGGCAAUGGAUGGGGUCCAUAUGCAUACUUCAAAGCACAUGAAGAGCACCAUGCAAGGGCUAAUGCAACAGCUCGAUCUGCAGCCAUUGUUGAUGAUGUUCCUGUUGAACAAGAACAGACAAGACCAAAUGGCGACACAUAUUUUGUUCCAACACCUUUGCACAAUCAAACGUACGACCAAAUGGAAAUGGGAGCUAGAUGAUCUUGUUUGUUUGUUCUUUAUUGUAUAUUUACGGCCUUGUCCCCUUCUCGUACCGUUUAGUUUCUAACGUUCGGGUAUUUAAAAAAAAACAUUUAAUUUACUCCCUCGUAGUUUCAAAAUUUA
Messenger RNA from Cucurbita pepo subsp. pepo (vegetable marrow), 1248 nucleotides. Lineage: Eukaryota; Viridiplantae; Streptophyta; Magnoliopsida; Cucurbitales; Cucurbitaceae. The record is from RefSeq and is a predicted model, not a curated record.